Molecule: messenger RNA, 8142 nt
Organism: Acanthochromis polyacanthus (spiny chromis)
Lineage: Eukaryota; Metazoa; Chordata; Actinopteri; Pomacentridae
Gene: ano10b
Product: anoctamin 10b
Exons: 16
Coding region: 207-2270 (687 amino acids)
Biological process (GO): chloride transmembrane transport
Cellular component (GO): plasma membrane
Molecular function (GO): chloride channel activity
Source: RefSeq, a predicted model, not a curated record
GAAGCAGGCAGUAUUCAGGAGGAGGAGUCUGAUCAGAAGCAAACAGCCUCCACACCCUGCAGUCUGGAAGUUCCUCUGCAUUCCUUCAACCCUCAACAUAAACUGACAGAACGGUGGAGGAACCUCACUGAGGCUGCAGGAGUUGAGCCGGGCCCAGCAGUAGGACCAGAGAAGCUCCUCAUCCUCUACGCCUUGCCAGUCUCACCAUGAGUGAGGCCGGCAGUGAUGAAGCUGGUGGAGACUCAGCAGGAGGAGAAAAGGUUCAGAGCAAACUGAGCGCCGCCUCCAUCGGACCGGACUGGACCAAAGUCCGCUGUCCCUGCUGCGUCUCCGACCGGGUCGAGCCGCUGGUUCUGGUGAAGCUCGGCGAAAAGGUCGGUCCGGAGACGAAGAGAUGGAUCAUCAGAGUGAUCGGAGCUUCACAGAAAGAUGGAGGUGCUGCAUUAUUGGCCCACCCAGGCGAAGACGCCAGUGGUGACAUCAUCGUGGUCUCGGCUCCUCGCUGUACGUUACUCCGAGCCACCGAGGAGUUGGGUCUUUGUAAAAUUUACCGCAACGGAGACAUGGAGGCCUUUUCCUACAGUGACAGAGACAAUUUUAAAGAUUCAGACAACAUGGAGGAGUUUCUGACGCUGGCCGAGUGUCAGUACAUCGUGAAGUACGAGCUGGAUGGUCUUCGGGCUCAGAGGGAUCUGAGGAUUCCCGGCCUCCCCGACAGCUGCACACUGCACAACCGAGACAACAUCUGGCAGAAGCUCAGGUCGUUUGGUGUGAUCGUGGACACGUUUCCUCUCCACAACCCGGACAAACUGAAGAACCUGAGUGAAGCCUGGUACUCUGGGAACCAGCUGGCUCAGCCUCUGGAUUCAGUCAAUGAGUAUUUUGGAAGCUCCGUGGCGUUUUACUUCAGCUUCCUGGAUUUCUACACCUGGUCUCUGCUCCCACCGGCGCUGCUGGGUCUGACCAUCACUUACUUCUCAGGUGAGGUCCAGAAGGAGAUGGUGGAGUCUGUGUCAGGUCCUCGGGCGACAGACAUUGAAGGCGACUCGGAGCCUCCGGUCAGCGGUCACAUGCUGCAGGCCGUCUUCAGCAUGCUCUGGUCCACGGUGGUGAUGGAGCUGUGGAAACGCCGGAGCUCCUCGCUGUCGUACCGCUGGGGGACGCUGCACCUCGCCGAGCGCUUCGCCGAGCCCCGGCCUGGUUUCCAUGGCGACCUCGGGGUCAACCCUGUGACAGGUCGGGUGGAGCCGCUGUUCCCUGAAUGGCAGCGGGACCUCCGGAUGGCGCUGGUGUCGGUCCCGGUGGUCGGCCUGUUUCUAGGACUGGUGGUACUGGGCAUGAUGUGUUUCUACUGGGCAGAGGCCCAAGUUCAACAUCUGCACAACGACUGGGACUCCCUGCUGUCUCAGACUUUACUCUACAUGCCCUCAGUGCUUCACAUCGUCUACACAAACAUGCUCGCUACUGUUUACAAGACGGUGGCGCAGUCUCUGACUGAAUACGAGAACCACAGAGAGGAGUCGGCCUUCCAGAACCAUCUGACAGCCAAAGUCUUGGUGUUCACCUUCUUCAACUACUUCGCAGUUCUCUUCCACAUUGCCUUCUUCAAGCAGGAUGUUCCUCUGCUUCGUAAGCGUCUGGCGUCUCUGCUGAUCGUGACCCAGCUGAUAAACCAGGUGACAGAAGUGGUCAUACCGUUCCUGGUGGACCGAUUCAUCAGCGCCCCCCACAGGACUCAGAGCGAAGACGACCCACAGGAGGAAAAGUUUAGGAACCAGGGCACCCUGCCUACUUUCCCUGGCCUGUUUGCAGAGUACAUCGAGCUCCUGGUGCAGUUUGGGUAUUUGAGCCUCUUCUCCUGUGUGUUUCCUCUGACCGCCGUGCUGCUGCUCCUCAACAACCUGACCGAGAUCCGAUCCGACGCCUAUAAGAUCUGCAAACUCUUCCGCAAACCCUUCUCACCGCCUGCAGCUAACAUGGGCGUUUGGCAGAUUGCAUUUGAGGUCCUGAGUUUUGUGUCCGUUGUGUCCAACUGCUGGCUGCUGCUGCUGUCGCCACGGUUACAAGACAUGUUUCAGGAGGGCGGGAUGAGCAGCACAAAUGUUCUGCUGUUGGCUGUUUUGGUGGAGCACGUGCUGAUCUUAAUCAAAGUCAUCAUGGCGGUUCUGAUCCCAGACGAACCGGACUGGAUCCGAAAAAAGCGAGAGCACAUUGAGUACUCGUCCAUGCAGGCCCUGAGACAGCAGAAGCUGCAGUCUGAAGAGUCCUAAUUCAGUUUCAAGUUGUUGAGGUGGUGCUUUAUCUCAAUCGAGAAACCCGAAAGGAUAAAAUCAUGGGAUCUCCAGCAGGGUCCAGGAUGCACAUUUACUGCUGUAUACUUUGAAAGUGUUUCUGCUGCUCUCACUAAUCGGCACGGCGCUUCUGCGAUGUACACACUUAGAGACUAAGCGACUUCAUAUUGUCGUACACUGUGAGCGCGAGUGAAACAGCAGCUUCAAAAGUGUUUUUAUUUUCCACUAUUAGACAGCGAAGGGAAUGUGUCGGUGCACAGACACCCUUUAAAAAGACUGUUUUAUGAUAAGGGAAGCUCUUUCACAAUAUGUACAAUCAGUAAUUAGCGAGGAACAGUCAGGGUUAAGUAUGUGAUGCUACUGGGAGGGUCAAAUGUUUCUGAUAAGCUGCAGUUCAUGUUCAGGAUUCAUAAUUAUAGAAGACAGUGUCAUCGUGGAGUUCAUUUAGCAGUAACCAGAACGGGAAACAGUGUGGAUGCAUUAAAAUAAAUAACCAGGAAAAAAUCAACAAGAAUAAACAGAAGGACACAGAAAUAUAGAAGUUGUAGGCAAUUAUAUAGACAUUUAUAGUAAACUGGGUUAAGACAUCAGUGUCACGUUUUGUUUUAAAAUAUAUAUGUUGGGAAAAUCAACAUAUAAACUGUAUUUAUACAGGGGGUCCUCGAUUUACGACGUCCUCUACCUACAGCUUGUACGCCACCUUGGAUUGUGCUGCAUUCUCUAACUUUUUGCCCUUCAUUAUGGCUCCAAGCACAAGUCAGACUCUUCUGAUGAUUAAAAGCCAUCUUUAUGGAAGUGAAAUUAGAUAGAAUAAAACGCUUGGAACAGGACGAAACACCAACGAACAUCGGUCAAGUUAUAAAAACAGGUCAAUAUAUUGUAGCGACCCUCUGUGAUGAAUGAGUGAGACUUUAUCUGGUUCUCUGACAGGUUAUUGAACCUUCACACAGACUACUGUGAGCUGUAGCCAAAACAACUACAAACAACUUAGCUCCAGAAUUAGUUUUCGCUCCACACACACUACUGCUGACUCUCAGCCAAUCAGAGGUGAGCCAACUAAACAUGGCAUGUUCACUGACAUUAGGUAAAUCUGGAACUGAACAGUAAACAUGAAACCUCAACAUUCAAAUUGUAGUUGCUGUAGUGAAAUAUUUUCAGUUCGGAUUGAUCCUGUCCAGUUAUUCCCUGAGUUGUGUGUUUCUGGUUUCCAGAUGCAGAAUGAGUUCUAUCAGUGAGUGUCAUGGUUGCAGAUGUUCUUGCUCGUUACCUUAUUGUCCAGCUCAUGAUGAUCACUGAUAUUUGUCCAGAUCUGUGAUGCUUCUGACCACCAGCACUUUAGCUUCCUCGGGGGUUCCAUUUAGUUUAAUGAAUAUUUUACAGUUUAAAGUCCAAGUGUUCUGUAUUUUGUUCUGCUUCUUAAAGGCAUUAGAGGAGAUUUAAUUUCCUACGACUUUGAACGUAGCAUGCGCAUGCGCACAUACAACCUCUCCUUCACCCCCUCUAACCUCCCCCCACUUAACAUUUACGAAGAAACGCCCCCCUCCAGAAACUUGCGUAGGACUCGUGAAGUUGUCUUUUACGGCUGGGUCCCCCUGGAUCUUUAUCUGCCAUUAUGUAAAAAAAGAUGAGCAAAACAAGUCGCCAGCUAACUACGAAGCUAUACCAAAGCAACACAUACAGAAAACACGUAAGUCCAAGGCGUACGUAAUCUACAUAACUAGGCCUGAGCCGGAAGAUUUUUGAUUGACAGGAAAGGGAGCAAACCAAACGCCUCGGUCCGAGCGCAUUGAUUGGCUGAUGUUUUUCAGGUCCUGCCAUGUCCACAGUUUUUUAUUUAUUAUUCUUUUAGAGACCGUACAUACAAGUCCACUAAAGGUCAGUAUAUUCAUUUUAUGUGAAUCAGACAAAUUAAACAAAAAAAACAUCCUCCAUAAUGCCUUUAAGGUAUCGUGCUCUCCUGGCUAUGUCUGCGUUGUUCUUGGUUAGAUGCUCGUUUAUGAAGACGUUUGUUGCUUUUAAUUUCCUCCCCUGUUUCAACAGUACAGUUUUGUUUUUUCUGUUACUAGAUCUCAUUAUAAUUGUCGGUUUGUCAUUGGCGUUCCUCUUGGGCAGAGGAUGGCUUGCCUCCAUGUUGUUACAGUCCAUUUCGAUUCCUUUGGACUGUAAAAAGGCCACCACUUGCUGCUUCGCGGAGCUAGCAUCCAUGUCAUCCGACUCUAACCCCGUUGUUACCGGUCACAGCCCGAGUGUAUGACCGGGGUUUAAUCUGGAGUCCAGUGAUCACGUCGUUCAUCUUGGUGUACUGCUCCAAGUCCGCCAUUCUACUCUUCAGGUAGCGGAUCCGCUUAUCCUUCUCUGCGUUCUGUAGCCGCAGAACUUUCACCUCCUCGAUCAUGUCCAAUAUGCUCUUUUGCUGCAGUCUGACAGCAGAAAUUUCUUCAGCUAGGAAACCGAGUGACUUUUUAAUGUCCUCGACUUCCUCUGCCGCCAAGAUCUUCCUGGGACCCAUAUCGCCCGGCGUGGUGACAGCCAGCUGUUUGCUCCUCAGCUGUUUGUUUGACAGCGAGUUCGCCAGUCGGGUACUAGCUCUGCAAACUGUCUCAGUCCGUAAUCCAAUUCACUGUCGAAAGCCAGGAAGGGCUAACAAAUUUACCAAGGGUCUCAGCAGCCAAAAUAAAGUCCUUAAUCCAAAAUCAGCGGUCGAUAAAUCCAGAAAACGGUCAAAAAGCACCAAAACACAACGGGCGCACUGUUCAAACUGCACCGGAAGCGGAAGUGAGAUUAACAUUAACAACAAUAUCAGUCCUACAAUAUUCUGUUAUCUUCUUGUAAAAUGAUUCAAACAUGCAUGAAAGUCAUUGGUAUUCAUGACUUUUCCAAAGAACUGAUGAUAUCGUGAUGCACGGAACGGCUUUGUUUACAUUUUCGCCAGAGUUCCGGCUUAUGGUGAAAAUCGAUUGCGGAAUUCUGACCUAAGUUGAGGAACCCCUGUGUAUGUACGUGUAUUUUUAUAUAUAUGCACACAAGACGGUAAAUAAAUCCUAACCGACUCCAACUUCAUGUAACAUCCUAAAAGGGAGGAUUUAUUUAACACUCAGAUUUAAAAUUUUGUCUUUUCUCCAACUUUAACUGCAUCAUAAAUGUUCGAUACCACACGAACAGAUUGAUUAUUGCCCGUUAUGUAGAAAUUUAUUGGCCUUGGAGGCAAUUUUUAACAUGAAAACCCAAGAAGAAAAUGUUAAACUAUAAAGUUGUCAUUUAUUUUUUAAAAAUUCGAGAUCUUGCCCCAGUUUACCCAGUUUGUACUCACAUUCAGUUCAAUAUGCUUUAUUGGUUAAUAUCAGGUUAACAGUAUUGCAAUAAGUAUAUUUAUUGUACUAUAGAUAACAAAAUAACACCCAAGUGCAAAAUUGUGUUUUUUUUUUCUAGCCUACCAAAACUGCUAAAUAGAUCAUCAGUGCUUGAUUAGUUUGGUCUGGCCUUCUUCACUAAUUUCAGAUUCACUGGAUGUAAAAACUAUGGAAAACUACAUUGCCUUUUAUGCUGUUAAAUGUCAAAAAAAUCGUGCCUUUAUAAUAGUUAUUUAAAUAGCAGUCACUGUUGACUUACACCAAAACGAUGCUUUUUACGCUGUCUAAAAAAUGUCUCUUGUUUACUCCACUCUUGUGCUCUGUCUUUUCCGCCGCCUAGAGCCAGAAAAAAUCCUGCUUUUCAUAGUUCUCUGAUUAAAAUGCUGCUUUUUACACUUUCCAAAGCCAACAAAACUCCAGUGUUAUGGUGAUUUGCAGUAAAACGCUGCUUUUUAUCGUGCAUUAAUUAAAAGCCGCCCUUUUUCAUGUCAUCAAACCCACCAAAGCAUCAGUCCUAUGGUCACAUUAUGCUAUUUAUGGCUGCCAAAAAAUACACUUUUUGACAAUAAUCCAGUGACAUGGAUUCAGAUAUUACUGUAAGUCACCAGAGUGUGUUUGGAGUGUGAAUGUUUUGGAAGCUUUAGAGCGAUGUUUCAAUAAAAGCAUCAUAAAAAGUGAUAUUUUCAGGCCCUUAAAACCACCAAAAGCCAGAAAACACCAUUAAAAAGGGUAUUUUCUGGAAAUUUUCUGUUUUCUAUAUAUAAAUCUAAAACUUUAUGACACUGGCACUGACUUAGAGUAAAAUGCUGCUUUUUAUGCCGUUAAAAAUGUUGCUUUUCUUUACAAUACUUUAGCGAGAUUUAGUAAAACGCUGCUUUUUUUGCCAAUAAAAGCCAGAAAUACACUGUUUUUGGGGGGUUAUCUGAUUAAAACGUACUUUAUUAAAUUAUUUUAAGACCAAUUAACUUGUUAAAACUGAAUAAGAUGCUCCUCUUCACGUAAUCAAAAGCACUUCAUUUAUGCUGCACCGGCUAGAGAAGAGUAAAGCCAGACCAAAGCAAUCGAUCGAUGAAAAGUGCCUGCCUUUGUUAAGUGUUUGUUCAGUGUUUUGGAUUGUGUUUUGGCUAACUGUCUGUCUUUGUUUGCUGUAAUUUGAUGGUAUUUGUACAGUUUACAGAGGGUCAGAUGUUGAUUCACCUGAGAAAAACCUGUGUUAAUCCAUUUUUUUGUGAAAGAGCAGAAAAACGGUACACAAUACACUUUUUUUUUAGACAAAUGUGUUGGAAAAAUGAUGGUAUAUGGUAUUUUUGGCUUCUUUUAGUGUCUUUUAUGGCGUUGUUUUGGUUUCACAGUCCGUAACUUUACUGUUUGGUUCAGUUUUUCCAAUCUCAUGAAGCUUAAGAGUCUAAUAUUUUCAUUGGAGACUAAAAAAGACACAAAAGGAGUUUGAAAUUGAAAUGUAGUUGCCAGAAAUACAACCCGAAAUGAACGCUAUUUUAGCUACAUGAUUAUAAAUCAGGGUCUUAACCCUCAUGUUUUCCUGCAGGUCAAAAUCGACCCGUUUCAAUGUGGGGAAAAAAGUAAUUUCACAAUAAAUGAUUUUUGGAUUUUUUUUUAGACAACUAAACAAUAUUUUUUGGUGCCCAUAAAUGAGGACAACAGGAGGGUUAAUGCUGUCUUUCAGGUUGUUGUGUUGCCCCCAAGUGGUCAAAAAUGAGAUUAUUGCAGCUUUAAUAUCAUAAAAGUCAGGAAUUUUCUCCACCAGAUGGCGAAAAACCGCUUGUAUUAGAAUCCUAACACUUGAACCUGCUGUUUGUAUUUUGAAAUGUGGUGCCAGGUGCGUCUAGAGCUCAGAGUAUUUUACACAUUUAUGUAUAAAUUAUCUACACAGCGUUAAAUUUAUGGUGCCUAAUUCAAUGUCUUGCAAAAAAAGUAAUCAUAAGAAGAGCUUAAGUCUUUAUUUCCUCUCCUGAUGAUACUGUCUUCUUCUAGCAUGAGAUAACCAGUGUGCCAAGUUUUCAUUUGCAAUGAGGAUCAACCAAAGAACUCACAAGUGCUUUGUUACCAUACAUAUGCUUUUAUUUUGUGGGUUUUAUUUGCAAAAUGUGAGUGUAACAUGAGUGUUUAUUGCACCAUUUGCGCUCCACUGCUGCCUGAUUUAAUAGAAUUAGUGACGCAAACGGGGAACUCCACCAUUCCUUUCACAUUUGCUGAACGGCGUUUUCUUGUUUGUUAUGUAAGUUAUUGUUUUCAUGAAGUUAGUCGUCUUUCCGGCCACCAGGAGGCGCCACACACGGUUGUAUUUUAUUCCUCAUGCAGCUGCAGAAGCCUGAUUCAGCAAAUGUGUAGGUCGAUGGUGAGGCUUCCUCAACUAACCACAGAGCUGAGAGUGUGAAAGAGGCUGUGUUAAUGAAGACAAACUUGUAGAAUAUCUGGUCCAAGGUUGAGGAUUUCAGAUCACGACGAUGUUUGUUGUCUCAGAAUAAACUCACAGAAGGAAA